Lontra canadensis (Northern American river otter) is the source of this 1303-nucleotide messenger RNA. It is a transcript of the gene GPR62, whose product is annotated as G protein-coupled receptor 62. Gene Ontology annotation, cellular component: endosome; signaling receptor complex; plasma membrane. The coding region runs from base 230 to 1303 and encodes 357 amino acids. Gene Ontology annotation, biological process: G protein-coupled receptor signaling pathway. NCBI's taxonomy places the organism in Eukaryota, Metazoa, Chordata, Mammalia, Carnivora, Mustelidae. The record is from RefSeq and is a predicted model, not a curated record. Gene Ontology annotation, molecular function: G protein-coupled receptor activity. The transcript has a single exon.
AGCUGAGUUGCCGGGACAGAGGAGAGAGCUGAAGUCCCAGCCUUGCACCUCUCCAUGGGGCCAGCCAAGCCCCUGUGAGAGGAUGGCAGCCUGGGCAACGGAGCCAGCGCGGCGGCUGCCUCCGAGGCGAAGGGCCAGAGAAGCAAGGGACAGGUGAUGGGAAGGGGGGAGGGCGGAUGCUCCGUUUCUCUCUCUGCAGCCCAGCACCGGGUGAAGCCUGAGCGCUCGAAUGGCAAACACCACAGGGCUGAACACCUCAGAAGUCGCAGGCUCAGUGGGGUUGAUCCUGGCGGCCGUCGUGGAGGCAGCAGCCCUGCUGGGCAACGGCGCGUUGCUGGUCGUGGUGCUGCGCACGCCGGGACUGCGCGACGCGCUCUACCUGGUGCACCUGUGCGUCGUGGACCUGCUGGCGGCCGCCUCCAUCAUGCCGCUGGGCCUGCUGGCCGCGCCGCCGCCCGGGCUGGGCCGCGUGCGCCUGGGCCCCGCACCGUGCCGCGCGGCGCGCUUCCUCUCGGCGGCGCUGCUGCCCGCCUGCACGCUCGGGGUGGCGGCGCUGGGCCUGGCGCGCUACCGCCUCAUAGUGCACCCGCUGCGGCCCGGCGCGCGGCCUCCGCCCGGCCUGGUGCUCACCGCUGUGUGGGCCGCCGCGGGGCUGCUGGGCGCGCUCUCCCUGCUCGGGCCGCCGCCCGCGCCGCCCCCGGCCCCCGCGCGCUGCUCUGUCCUAGCGGGCGGCCUCGCGCCCUUCAGGCCGCUCUGGGCGCUGCUGGCCUUCGCGCUGCCCGCCCUCCUGCUGCUCGGCGCCUACAGUGGCAUCUUCCUCGUGGCGCGCCGCGCGGCCCUGCGGCCCCCGCGACCCGCGCGCUUCUCCCGGCCGCGAUCCGACUCUCUGGAUAGCCGCCUCUCCAUCCUGCCGCCGCUCCGGCCUCGCCUGCCUGGGGGCAAAGCCGCCCUGGCCCCGGCGCUGGCCGUGGGCCAGUUUGCAGCCUGCUGGCUGCCUUACGGCUGUGCGUGCCUGGCGCCCGCCGCGCAGGCUGCAGUGGCCGAGGCGCCCGUCACCUGGGUGGCCUACUCGGCCUUCGCGGCUCACCCCUUCCUGUAUGGCCUGCUGCAGCGCCCCGUGCGCAGGGCACUAGGUCGCCUCGCCCGUCGGGCACUGCCUGGGCCCCCGAGGGCCUGCACUCCGAGGACCUGGCACCUGCGGGCGCUUCUGCAGCGCCUCCCGGGCUGGUCACAGAGCCCUGCCCGGGGCCCUUCCGGAGCACCAGAACAAGCCCCAGAUUUGCCAAGAGGGGGGAGAGCCUGA